UGUUGAAUCGAACAACUGUUUAUUCACUCGAAAACCUGAAAUAUCGAUAACAAAUAAAUGGCUUAAGUACUUUUAAUCCUUCGCAGAGAUAAGAAAAAAACAUGAAUGCAUUAUAUAUCUACGUCAUGUUCUUACUGGCAAUGUUGUCAUCUGAAGGUAUGGCAAAGAAAAGAAAACCCAACAAUCGGCCGACGAUUGGUGUGCUUACUCAGAAAGUUCAUUCCGCGUUUUCUCCUCAAGUUAAGAAAUCUGAAGGUUAUAUUGCGGCUUCGUAUGUCAAAUAUCUGGAGAUGGCUGGUGCUCAGGUCGUGCCUAUCUUGGCUACAAUGAAGCCCAAAGCGGUACGUAAGUUAGUUCGAUCUAUUAAUGGUGCUCUUUUUCCUGGAGGAGCGGCGCCUUUAGACGACUCACCAUUUUACGAAACUGCAUCAGUUAUCUACCACGAAGCUAAAAAGUUGAACGACAAAGGCGUUCACUUUCCGUUAUGGGGAACUUGCCUCGGUUUUGAAACUUUACAUAAUCUAGCCGCAGAAGAGAACAUUCUAAUGGAUGUUGUGGCUGAAAAUAUCUCCAUGGAGUUAAACUUCACUCAGCAUGCUUUCAGAAGUCGACUCUUUGAAGACAUGGACAAAAAGAUGAUGCAGGAUUUGAUGUUUGAGAAGAUUACGUUGAACAUGCACCAUUCUGGGAUAAGUCCUGAGCUUUAUGGAACAAAUCUGAAACUAAAUGCCAUGUACAGGGUUCUGUCAACAAAUUUUGACGAAAAGGGAGUUGAGUUUGUCUCCACUGUCGAAGGGAUAAAGUAUCCAUUCUAUGGAACGCAAUGGCAUCCAGAAAAGAAUUUAUUUGAAUGGACCACACGCGAGGCAAUUAAUCAUUCUCCCGAGGCUGUUGCUGUUGCUCAAUACCUCUCUAAUUUCUUCGUUAACGAAGCUCGCAAGAAUUUUCAGAAGUUUAAAUCUGUAAAAGAAGAAAUAAAGCAUUCAAUUUUCAAAUAUGCUCCUAUAUUUUCUGGUGGCACAUCUUUGUUUGAACAGGUGUAUGUGUUCGGUAAUGGAAGUGAAAUAAUCCAACAUUAAUUGGUUUUGAUCUAAAUGAAAAAUCUUCCACCUAAUAUGGCUCGGAUAGAUUUUUCUUAAUGCAUUUUCCUAAAGAUAGAUACUUUAUGAUAAUCAAUGAAAGAGUUUGCCUAGAAUAUUUAUUCGUACCCGAGAACAAAUAGACAACAAGAAUUUUUAGCACCUUUUUUAAACCACGAUAAAGAGGAAUACUAAAAC
This is a messenger RNA of Hydractinia symbiolongicarpus, 1277 nucleotides long. Its product is annotated as gamma-glutamyl hydrolase A-like. The coding region runs from base 102 to 1079 and encodes 325 amino acids. Gene Ontology annotation, cellular component: vacuole. The record is from RefSeq and is a predicted model, not a curated record. NCBI's taxonomy places the organism in Eukaryota, Metazoa, Cnidaria, Hydrozoa, Anthoathecata, Hydractiniidae. The transcript is spliced from 2 exons. Gene Ontology annotation, molecular function: gamma-glutamyl-peptidase activity. Gene Ontology annotation, biological process: tetrahydrofolylpolyglutamate metabolic process.